Molecule: messenger RNA, 858 nt
Organism: Cantharellus anzutake
Lineage: Eukaryota; Fungi; Basidiomycota; Agaricomycetes; Cantharellales; Hydnaceae
Exons: 1
Coding region: 180-665 (161 amino acids)
Source: RefSeq, a predicted model, not a curated record
CACUCCUCAUUCAUCUUGAUUGGUGAAUGUGGGCAUUGAGGACUUACUAACCGCUCGGAGUGACGAAGGGUUGGCGCCAGGGUGUCACCGGUAUUUGCUAUCGACUGCUUGUGCAAAUCCAUUUGAAACAGCUGAAACACCAACAUCAUGCAUGCUUGGUUAUAGUAAGAACCGGAUUUAUGGCUCCUGGCCUCGUGGUGGGCCUCACCCUAGUAUUUUCAUUGUCACAAAGCUUGAGAGUCAAUAGCGUCAAUUUGAUAUUGAAUCGCGUGAAUUGCAAGCGAGGCUCGACUAGGGCUAAAAGCUACCUAGGUGUCUUGUCAAGUGGCAUCCCGUCGAGGUCGACUGAAGAGUUAAACGAGGAUGAAUACGUAGUCAGGGAUCCAGGUACGCAUGCUGUUAGGGAGCGCGCUCCCAAUGAAUGCUUAAUCAUGCACACAUUCACGUCAAGCUUUCAGAAUCGCAGGGCCGGCACCCCGAAAAUCAGUGACUCGUGUAUGCGGCAGCUUUGGACUGAAUGCAAGACCUUGACAUCGUGUUCCCAAAGUGACAAAGGCAUAAACAAGUUCUCCGAUACGUUCCAAAGUCCUGGUGAACAUGAGAUUUGUUUGGUGCUUCGGGUAGGCGCGCAUCCACACGUUGAUACGCAAGGAGGCGAGAAAUGACCAAGUUUGUUUACGGCUGUUGCUCCGCCACGCAGCGGUGUUCCUUAGCACAUACUUUGGGUGGUUCCUGCAAAGAUGCCUGCACCCAAUACCUGGGUAGUCCAUGUCCCCUGCGAAGGCAAUUCCACCAAGAACACGCGUUGAACAGCGGGUGGCAUCAACAACUAACAGUGCUGUGUGACCGCGAAGUGAA